CGCGAUGGACGGCAGAGUGCAGCUGAUCAAGGCCCUCCUGGCCCUGCCCCUGCGGCCCCAGACGCGUCGGUGGAGGAACCCGAUUCCCUUCCCCGAGACGUUUGACGGCGAUACCGACCGGCUCCCGGAGUUCAUCGUGCAGACGGGCGCCUACAUGUUGGUGGACGAGACCCUGUUCUCCAGCGAUGCCCUGAAGGUGACGUUCCUCAUCACCCGCCUCACGGGGCCGGCGCUGCAGUGGGUGAUCCCCUACAUCAGGAAGGCGAGCCCCCUGCUCAGUGAUUACCGGGGCUUCCUGGCCGAGAUGAAGCGGGUCUUUGGAUGGGUGGAGGACGAGGACUUCUAGGCCGGGAGACCCUCGGGCCUGGGGGCGGGUGCUCGGGGGAGGGUCCGCGCGCCGGUCGCCACCGCCCAGAUCGCCACAGGCGUCCUCGCGCCGCGCCUCCCCCUCCCUUACGUUCCAGUCGCCUUGAUCUCCCCCGCGCUCCUGUCCCCUCCCGCGCGUGCUUGCCUUUGUUCCAGGAAUAGCGCUCCAGGUUCCCGCUGUUGCCGCUGGGCCUCGCUCUGGAGCGCGCCGCCGCCGUCUCCGGCCAGCCCGGCCCCUCUCGUGCACACUUGGACUCUGUCCUGGACUUCAGCUGCGAGCUGGGCUCCCGUUACGCUCUGGACAGACCCCCACGACCCAGCCGUCGCCAUCCUCUCCCUGCCAGGCUACCAGGCAGGCCCGCAUCGAUGUGCCCAGCGACCGGCGCUGCGGUUGCCAUCACCAUCCGCCGCAUCCCACCGACAGACUGCAGCCUCCAGCGACCUGGUCUCAGCCGGGAGUUUCGCCCAGCAUCCAGUUCUCUUCUGAAUUUGCCGCCGUCUCUCUGAUGUGUGCCUUUUGUCCAACACCGUGACCCCUGCACUCUGCCCAGCUCUUCUACACUACCUGGACAAAAGUCUUUCCCUUCUUUUCAAUAAAUGUCAGAUGCUGUUCAAAAAGGAAA
Molecule: messenger RNA, 989 nt
Organism: Pteropus alecto (black flying fox)
Lineage: Eukaryota; Metazoa; Chordata; Mammalia; Chiroptera; Pteropodidae
Product: retrotransposon Gag-like protein 8
Exons: 2
Coding region: 5-346 (113 amino acids)
Source: RefSeq, a predicted model, not a curated record